Molecule: messenger RNA, 288 nt
Organism: Ambispora leptoticha
Lineage: Eukaryota; Fungi; Glomeromycota; Glomeromycetes; Archaeosporales; Ambisporaceae
Source: the annotation of a GenBank genome assembly
UAUGGAAAACAAAAUGGACCGCUAUAUUCAGUGAAAGAGAAUGUGAAAUCCGAAGUCAUGAAUGAUACGUGCCAAUCGAUAUUUGGAAUAUUUGAAUGCAAUCGUGUUAAUAAUUACCAGUUGGAUUCUGAUGAGUCAGCAAUUGCUAAUCGAUUGUUAGCGGGCAGCUUAUUUGACGCAAACGAAAUGUUAGCCUUCCAGAGUUCAAAAUCUUUAGAAAGACUGGUGAUUAUGGAAAGCUGUAUUAACGAACAAGUUCUUGAGUUUUACUUCGCUGAACAUUGCUAA